This is a messenger RNA of Acromyrmex echinatior (Panamanian leafcutter ant), 2183 nucleotides long. Its product is annotated as rho guanine nucleotide exchange factor 39-like. NCBI's taxonomy places the organism in Eukaryota, Metazoa, Arthropoda, Insecta, Hymenoptera, Formicidae. The record is from RefSeq and is a predicted model, not a curated record.
UACCUUGUGAAUUAGCAUCGCAAAUUCCUCAGCCACGAAUACAUUAUAUUAUAUUUUGAAUAGAAUAAAAUAUAGAAUUUAUCAUAUUAUUGUCAAUUUAUUUUCUAUACGCACAAAUAAUUUAUAUAUAACUAUUUAUAUGUAACUAUGUAUUCACCGUUGUCGCCUCAAGCUAGUCUUAGUUCAGAAUUAAGACUAAUUAUAAAUGAAAGAAAUAUGUUGAGCAUGCGGAGCCGUAUGAAGGGUAUAAUUUUUUAUAUCUUUUUUUUAAAUGUAUCCGUUAACUGUAAUUAUCACUUAAGCAAGUUUUACAUCAUGAUUUUUUCAGUUCUACAUGCUUUAAAUGAAGAUAAUGAAAAAUGUGCAGAGGAAAAGGAAAAAAUUCUAAGAUCACAAGCCAUUCAAGAAAUACUCACUACAGAAGUUACUUACUUGCAACAACUGGAAAUCUUAGCAGAAUUUUUUAUACAACCUAUUCUCAAGAGAAAAUUGUUGGACCAUCCAUUACUUGUCACCUUAGCUGAAAACAUAAAAACAUUAUAUAAUGUGAGUGGUGAACUGGUGGCAGGAUUAAAACGUAAUCCUGAUAACAUAGCUGGAGUAUUCCACAAACUUGCACCAUUCUUUAAAUUAUAUUCUGUUUAUGCUUAUGAUUAUACACAAGUAUUAAAUUUACUACAGACAAAUGAAGAGAAUGAUUCUGUCUUCAAAAAAUUUAUUUGUGAUCAAGAAACAAGAUCAGAAGUAGGCAGGAAAUUGUCUUCGUUGUUAAUUACACCAGUGCAAAGAGUACCAAGAUAUCAAUUACUUGUUAAACAAGUGUUACAACAUACUCCUUAUAGACAUAGAGAAUAUCGACAUUUACAGGCAUGUCUGGUUGAAAUUGAAAAAUCUGCGAAACACAUAAAUACUUUAAUCGCACAAAAUGAAGAAACACAAAAAUUAUUAAAUCUUCAGAAAUGCAUUGUUACUUCUAUUAACCUUGUCAAACCUGGUAGAAUGUUAAUCAAACAAGGACCAUUGAUGCGUGUUUCGAGACGAGGCAAUUCAACUUAUAGACGAUAUUUUGUUCUUUUAAAUGACACUCUGUUGUAUUGUAAAGGUGAACCAGAGACAUCGCUGAACAUAUCUUGCGUUCUACCAUUAAACAAGUGCAGUUUAACCUGUGUUCUGAGCAAAAAAUUGUUCCGUAUAACGUGUUUGCAUGAAACAUUCUUAUUGUACUCAGAAAAUGCGGAUAGUGCUGAAUGGAUACAAUCGAUACAAAAUGCUAUUAAAAAAUAUACUGAAUGUCGACAAACUUUGAGAAAAGAAAGUAGCUCGAGAAAGCCACUUAGACAUAAAAAUAUUAAUGAGUUUUCAUCAGAUGAUAUACCAAAAAAAUCUAUUAAAAGAAAAAGAUGUAUAAAAGAUGAACAGGUAUCGUUGGACACCUCCAAUAUAAUAUACUUUAAAAAGGAUAAUGAAAUGGAUGAGGAUACUCAAAGUAAUAAUAUUUGUUUACCUAUUACUACCAAAAGAUUUAAACAAAAUGAAUAUUCCAAACCUGGUCAUACUUCUCCCCAAGUAAAAAAUACAAAACUGAAAUUAUGUAAAAAUAAAAAUACACAAUCUAUAUCUACUCCUAGAUGCUUAAAAAAAUCAAGUCACAACAAUUAUAAAACUCUUCCAAUGACAACGAUACAUGGAACAAGUUCAUGCUCCAUCACAUCGAACGACGAAGAACACACAUCGCCGUUCCAAAUAAUGAGUGAUUUUUUCUCAUUUAUCGGUACAACAAUAAAAGACUUUUUUACGUUCAAAUAAUCCAUAAAUUAUAAGAAAAUAUGAAAUUGAGACUGACAAUGAGACAAAAUGCACGCAUGCGCAGUAGUACCAGCUCGUCGAAUACGAGUGGUAAAGCUUUUUCUCGAGCCUGGGGGGAACAUCGCGUUACACAGCUCUCGCAGUUUCACGCAUUUUUCGAAGGAAUUUACCGUAGAAAAUUAUUGGAGGUUACUGUAAGAACGUAUUUGUCGCGUAGACAGAUAUCACGGUGGAAACAGAGUAUUCUGAAAUACUCAACAUUUGCGGAUUUUUAGAUAUAUACAGCUACAGUAUAUCGCAUAAUACCUAAUACCGGAAACGAAAGCAGGUAAUAAAGGAAGCAAAAGGGUGGAGAGCAACGCUCAUAAAGAAAAAAA